This is a messenger RNA of Asparagus officinalis (garden asparagus), 891 nucleotides long. Its product is annotated as glutathione S-transferase T3-like. The transcript has 2 exons. NCBI's taxonomy places the organism in Eukaryota, Viridiplantae, Streptophyta, Magnoliopsida, Asparagales, Asparagaceae. The coding region runs from base 202 to 891 and encodes 229 amino acids. The record is from RefSeq and is a predicted model, not a curated record.
GAUAUGUUGUCAUUGAUGUGUGAUAGAAGUUGAUAUGUUGUCAUUGAUGUGUCUUUUCUUUGAUAUGUUGUCAUGAAGUGUUUGAAGUUGAUAUGUUGUCAUUGAUAUGUCUUUUCUUUGAAAUGUUGUCACUUUCAUUUUUCAUCUAUAAAUAACAUAUCAUACUUCAAGAAACAUACAUCUUCUUCAUUUGUGUUAUAGAUGACUUCAAAUCAACGAAGUUCUUCAUACACAAAUGCUGAAGACUCACACCUCUGCCAUGUAUAUCUUGACAUUUCCCAAAAUCCGAUCAUAGGUAUAAACCAAUCUAAGGAUCAAUUUUGGUCUCGAGUUGAGAGUGAUUAUCAUAGCUCAAUGCCUGCUUUUAUCACUCAAGUUCGACCCAGAAGAUCUUUGCAAUGUCGAAUGCAAACUCUGUUAACUGCAAUUGGCAAGAUGAGGGGAUGUGUAAGACAGGUUGAAAAUUUAAAUCCAAGCGGUGCUUCUGAACAAGAUAUUUUCAAUCGGGCUAAAGUGUUGUUUGCUCAGGAUAAGAAUUAUAAGAAGGGAUUCAAAUUCGAUCAUGUAUGGCCCAUCUUGAAAGAUAUCGAAAAAUUUGCAGAUGUUAAUGCUGGAAUUCAAGUGGGACGUAUGCAACAUGGUAACUUUGCAUCAUCACAAUCAGAGUACUCUCCCACUUCAGAGUCUCCCACACCAGCAUCUCCUAGAUUGGCUUCAUUCGGUUUUAAUAUGAAUGACAAUGAUUUUGGUGGUACUUCUGAAAGACCUAUAGGGGUACGGAAAGCAAAAUUUAAAAAGAGAAAUGAUGAAGAAAGUUCUAAGUUUAUGGAGUAUAUGAAAGAAGAGAAUCAAAAAAUGCUUGCAAUUAUGGAAAGUUUAUGGAGUAUAUGA